Molecule: messenger RNA, 2029 nt
Organism: Lepus europaeus (European hare)
Lineage: Eukaryota; Metazoa; Chordata; Mammalia; Lagomorpha; Leporidae
Gene: C12H9orf152
Product: chromosome 12 C9orf152 homolog
Exons: 2
Coding region: 32-751 (239 amino acids)
Source: RefSeq, a predicted model, not a curated record
GGUGUUUGCUUUUCUCCCGGAUCCGAUCCGGAUGAAGGGGUUGUCCUGCCCGUGCCCUGCCCUGCCCCAGUUUGGGCAGCCGGAGCCUCGCUUCAUGGCUCAGGGCUCCGGGACUCCGGCACAGGGGCAAGGGCCCCCUCUCAACGCCCAGGUGCUGCGGGCCCAGUACGAAGGCUUGCGGAGGCUGCAGAGGACCCAGGCCCACCUCAUGGUGCUCCCAAUAGGAGGGAACACGCCUACUCCUGCUGAAUCCAUGACCAGUGCUGUUUGGAUUAACAAGGAGAGAAGGAGCUCAGUGUCUCUGGAAGAGGGAGAUGCUGAGGUAGAGGGGAUGCCAGACGAGGCGGCCAGAGGCCAUCAUCAGGCCCCGGGGUCUGCAUGGCACACGCACCUGGAGCUGCAUCGCUUGGUCCAAACCUCGUACCAGGAAACCGAUCAUCAAGUAAAACCCAGAGGCCAGCUGCUGGAGUCUCACCGAAGGCUCCCUCCAGACGGAGACCCAUGCUUGCUUGAAGACAGUCAGAUGAGUCAGCAAGGAACCCAGACUCCAGAGGGAGCCCAAUGUCAAUGUCAGGUGGGCAGUACCCAAACUAAGGCAGCGGGUUGCAGCUCAAAAACCAGCAUUCAGUGUCUUCCUUCCAUAGGGAACUCACACAGGUCUGGCAAAGCAGCUCAUUAUCCAUUUCCACAGAGGAAAACUCCCAGGAUCUCCCAAGCUGCCCGGAACCUGGGCUUGUAUGGCCCAGUCUGAAGCUCUCUACUCAGCCAGAUGUCCCAGCCUUGUGAUCAUCACAGAACCAUGGAGGUUCUAGCUCUGAGCAAGAAACAGUCUACUGGUCUACUGAAAGUAUAGGAAUUCUGAGAAAUGAACGUGUGGGAACAUGGCCUUAUCUUAGAGGAGAGAGAUUGCCAACGUCAGAUUGCUCACCGUUUACAAUGAAAGGGUGCUGCCUGGCCAGUGCAGACCAAUUCUGCCUCAAACAAAGCCUUUGCCAUGGAGCCCUGGAUGCCCACACCUUGGGGAGGCCAACAGCACAUCUGCUUUGUCUCUAGGCCUGGAGAAUCUUCAAACGCCAAGCAGGGAACCUAACCUGUGGGGUGCCUCAGUGAUGCCCAGGGACACAGGCAAUCUUAUUUUCAGUGUCUUCUGAUUUGUCACAUAUGCUGGAGACGUUGAGCUCAGAAUUCACAGCUUUUUCUGGUCACGAUGCCCGGAGGAUACUUCACUCAGUAGUCACUACAUUGGUCGUGACCACGUCGUUUCAUCUAGAGCCUCCUAAAAUGUGGUCACCCUGGAGAAGGAGGGUCAGAUCCUUGCCACCUACCAUUUUGUGUUGAAGGCAUCUUCAGGCAAGGCUGGCUGUCACCUGUCACCAAGGCUGCAGACCCCAGCCUCAUCAUAGAUGUUUUCUCCCUCCCUCCUGUCUCCCUCUCUCUUUUCCUCUCUCCCUCCCUCCCUUCCUUCCUUCCUUCCACCUUUCUUCUCUUGCUCUCUUUCUGCAAAUUCACUUCUUAUUGUAAACUGCCAGUCAUUGAAGCUAUAUAAUGAUAAGAGACUAAAAAACACAGAGAAAUACUCCUGCUUGGAAAAUACGUGUUCCCCACAGACUUGCCCCCGUUCGGCUUGAUUCGUAUCACUCAGACCCUGCCUGGGAUCAAAGACAUAUGUUUUAACCUAAGACUAAGUGAAGCAGAUGUUCUUUGGGUGAUGAGGAAGAAAGUGUAUCUUUCCUUUCUAAUGUUUAACUUCAGCAGUGAUAUUGAAACACGCGCAAGCCUUUUUAUGCGUAUCUGUUUCUCUUUCUGUAAAGUUUCAACCACAUCUUCCUUUUCGUCACAUGGCGGUUCAGUCUUACCCACCCAUAUCCAGAGAUGUUAACUAGGAAUGUUUGUUAUCUGUGAACAAUGUGUAUGCGCCUGCACCUGGACCGCUCAAUUCAAUCUGCAGAUUGAUUGUGAUUCCUGUCAUGAAUAAUUAAUGUUUCAGUUGUUUUUAUCUACAUUGAAAAUCAAGGACAGUUUCUGAAAA